Messenger RNA from Botrytis fragariae, 741 nucleotides. RefSeq lists its product as uncharacterized. The record is from RefSeq and is a predicted model, not a curated record. Bases 1 to 741 code for a protein of 246 amino acids. NCBI's taxonomy places the organism in Eukaryota, Fungi, Ascomycota, Leotiomycetes, Helotiales, Sclerotiniaceae. The transcript is spliced from 3 exons.
AUGUCAAACCUUUUCUCUUGCGUCCAUGUCUGGUUCCGACAAAGCCAGAUCGGAGAACUCCCUCCUCUUUAUCUCAGCAGUCGCCCUUCAGAUUCAAAGUUGAAGCAUUUGGAACACCACUGGGAUCAAGUUAUUCAACAGUAUCGCGAUAUGCCCGACGAGAAAGCAUUGGACAUCAUUAUACUUCAAGAGGAGUUGCAGAGGGGGAUGUCGAAGGAAAAGAGAAUGGCAGUGCAGGGAUAUGUCUUCAAUGUUGAAGAUCCCGAGAGGAGAGCUAUGUUGGAGAUUUGGUUGGCGAGGUUUCCGGGAUUCAUGUUGAGGACCGAUAGAUUGGUGGAUUUCGGGGUUGCGGAUACGAGGAAGAAGGCUGAGACUCGAAGCAGUUGGCAAUCAUGGCUUGAGGAGUGGAAGCUCUGGGCUAGCUAUCGAGGAGCAAUUUUGAGAUUGAGCGGGAGUUUAACCAGCGCAGGCAAGUCAACUAGACUGCUAGCCAUGCUGUUCUGGAACCCAAAUUGGUCAUUUCAUGUAACCACUUUGAAGCACCAUACGGUCUCAAGUAAACUUUUGCAUCUAAGCCCCUUCCAUAAUCGCCAACCUAUCAAAACUGCAGAUUCAUGCGCGGUGAAUGUUCUACGCCAAUUGAAGCCCGUUUUGAAGAAAGAUGCCAGACCUCUCGUCAAUAGUUAUUGCCUCACCGAAGCUGGAAAAAAAAUCAGGCAGAGUCAGAGGGAAACGCUAUGA